UUGUUGUCAAUAAUUGAGAUUUCUUCUUGUAAACUCUUCUUUUUGUGAAUUAUAACUAGUUAAACUAGAUUUAGCGCUACGGGACCAAUUUGUUUUCAUUAUUGUUGCUACGGGUCCGAUUCGUGAGAAUCAUUAGAUUUAAUCAAAAUAACUUGACCGAAUUCUGUGAUAAAUACCGAACGUAUUGCGUCGUGUUUUGUUAUUUCGUUUCAAUUUGCAUUACAAUUGAGUUUUGUCUUGCCUGUUUAUCAUUUAUUAUAAGUUUUUAGUAGCAGCCUUGGAUAGCGGUUUACGGUUCUACGUUGUAGUUGGGAAACUGUUUAAUAUGUUGAAAAUUAAAAAUGAAAAUGAUGAAACCGAAGAACGCUCCUUUGAAGGAUCGUUUGAAGUCAUCGAGACUAAACCGUUAGAUGUGGAGUUCAAAAACGAUGAAAUUUCUACAACAGAGGAGUAUUUAGUAAAGAAUGAAGGCGACAAUACUUAUGAAGUUAUGAAGCGGUAUAAUGUGUUAAAAAUUAAACAUGAGAAUGAUGAAACCGAAGAACGCUCUUUUGAAGUAAUUGAAACUAAACCUUUAGAUGGACAGCUCAAAAACAAUGAAAUUUCUACAACAGAGGAGUAUUUAGUAAAAAAUGAAGGCGACAAUACUUAUGAGUUUGAAGGAUCGUUUGAAGUCAUCGAGACUAAACCGUUAGACGUGCAGCUCAAAAACGAUGAAAUUUCUACAACAGAGGAGUAUAUAGUAAAGAAUGAAGGCGACAAUACUCAUGAGUUUGAAGUCAUUGAACCUAAACCGUUAGAUGUACAUCUCAUAAACAAUGAAAUUUCUACAAUCGAAGAGUAUUUGAUAAAGAACGAAGUCGACAAUACUUAUGAAGUUUUGAAGCGGUAUAAUGUGUUGAAAAUUAAAGAAGAAAAUGAUGAAACUGAAGAACCUAAACCGUUAGAUGUGCAGUGCAUAAAGAAUGAAAUUUCUACAACGGAGGAGUUUUUGGUAAAGAAUGAAGUGGACAAUACUUAUGGUAAUAGUUUUCCGUGUGCUGAGACCGAUUCCUCAAAAAAUACAAACACCGUGAAUUGCAAUAUUAUUGAAACUAAAAACAAAAAAUCAGAAAAAAAUAUAGGCAAAAUACGUCAGUUCGACUGCAAUACAUGUCAAAGAAGGUUUGCAACUAAAAGCAGUAUAAUCCGGCAUUUCAUUAAAUCACAUUCCAAUAUAUCGAAAGCAAAGAAAGCUCCUCGAAAAAAUAAAGUCAAUCACGGAAACAGCAGAACCAUAGGGUAUACUCAAAACAAAGAUGGCCUAUUUAAUUGUGGUAUUUGUUUAAAAAGUGUUUCGUCCAUAUCAAGCUUGAGAAGACAUUGUCGUAUUAUUCAUACGGACGUAAAACCCUUUAAAUGCGAUGUUUGUGAAAAAACAUUCAGUCUACUGUAUCAUCUUAAGACUCAUGAAAGGAAACAUACCGGUGAAAAGCCAUUUAAAUGUAAUGUCUGUAAAAAAACAUUUGGUGAUCAGUCUUCCCUCAAAAUUCACAGAAGGACACAUACCGGCGAAAACCCCUUUAAUUGCGAUAUCUGUAAAAAAACAUUUUUUUACCAGACGUCCCUCAGAACUCAUGAAAGAACACACACCGGCAAGAAGAUCUAUAAAUGCGAUAUCUGCGAAAAAACCUUUUUUUACCAGAGUUCCCUCCGAGCUCAUGAAAGCACACAUACCGGCGAGAAGCUCUUUAGUUGCAGUGUCUGUGAAAAAACAUUCAGUCAACAGUGUAACCUUAAAACUCAUGAAAUGAUACAUACCGGCAAGAAACCGUUCAAAUGCAAUGUGUGUGCAAAAACAUUCAGUCUACUAAAUAACUUAAAAAUUCACGAAAGGGUACACACCGGAGUGAAACCUUAUAAAUGCGAUGUCUGUGAGAAAACAUUUGGUUACCAGUCUGAUUUCAAGAGACAUACGCGUAUACAUACCGGCAAAAAACCCUUCACGUGCGAUGUCUGUGAAAAAACAUUCACUCGACAUUGUUACCUUAAGACUCAUCAAAAGAUGCAUACCGGCGAGAAUCUCUUUACAUGCGACAUCUGCGAAAAAACAUUCGGUCUACAAUCUAACCUCAAAACUCAUGAACGUAUUCAUAUGGAUAGGGUACGAUAUGAAUGCUCCGUCUGUGAAAAAUCGUAUAGUCGCCAAGAUAGUCUCAAAAGGCAUCAAGCAAAAGCACACGACUAAAGCCUCGUUUAUCUCUCGUGACUAUCUUUUAUUGUAUUUAAAAUGUCACGUUGAUUUCUGGCAGAUUAACCGGGCAGUUUAUGAUUAUAUAUAUA
Messenger RNA from Adelges cooleyi (spruce gall adelgid), 2322 nucleotides. RefSeq names its product zinc finger protein 761-like. Gene Ontology annotation, molecular function: RNA polymerase II cis-regulatory region sequence-specific DNA binding; DNA-binding transcription factor activity, RNA polymerase II-specific. The coding region runs from base 326 to 2227 and encodes 633 amino acids. Gene Ontology annotation, biological process: regulation of DNA-templated transcription. The record is from RefSeq and is a predicted model, not a curated record. The transcript has 7 exons. Lineage: Eukaryota; Metazoa; Arthropoda; Insecta; Hemiptera; Adelgidae.